This is a messenger RNA of Paramecium sonneborni, 2717 nucleotides long. NCBI's taxonomy places the organism in Eukaryota, Ciliophora, Oligohymenophorea, Peniculida, Parameciidae. The record is from the annotation of a GenBank genome assembly.
AUUAAAAAUAUCCAUAUAAUGAUAAGACCUAUUAAAUUCUUGCUAUAAAGAGUUACUAAGUUUUCUUUAUCGUCUAUAUAAAUACCGAAACAGUAUUUGUCUGAGAAUGUCAAAGAAAAGCAAAUAAGAGAAAAUGACAUGCUUUGGAUUGCAGCGAAUGCUGAGUACUAAACUAUUAAAGUAAUUUAGUGACAAAAGAUGUUCUAUAGCUGAGAUUGAAAAAUUUAUCAAAGAUGAACCUAGACUUGAACAGUCACCAAUUAGAUUAAUGGAUUUAGGAAAUAAUUAUUUUCGACACAUUAAUCCUAAAAAGAAAAAAACGAUGCUUUAAUUAUUGGAUGCUUAUGUUGAUAAUCUAAAUGAUGAAGGAUAGAUCAAAGAAUUCUAAAAUGCUUUAUCUAUAUAUUUUGAUAAUUCAUAUGAAGGCAAAGAUAUAGAUGAAUUAAACUAUGAGGAAAAAGAUUUACCUGAACAAAUUUUAUGGCAUCUUUAUAGCUUAAUGAUAUUUGAUCGCAUAAGCAGUUAAUAUGCUAGAUAUGAAUAUUUAGAUUAAUUUAGAAUAAUUGAUUACUUUAAUAAAAGAGACAAAGUAUUUAGUUGAAAAAAUUAUUAUAAUUUUUAGGAAAAAAUUAAUCGCGUAAAAUAUGUUUUUACAUCUCAUCCAACUUAACCAAAUUCUUUAACAUAGUUAAUAGCAAUAAGCAGAAUGCUUUAAGGUAUCGAACAGAAUGAUUACAAAUAUCUAAAAUAUGCUGCUAAAUUAUUUAUAUAAUCAAACAAAUAACGUGUUUUUAAUGUAAUUUUUGAUAUAUAUAUUUAGAAAGUUUCAUAUAUAGAAGAAUCCUUAAUUUAUCAUUCUUAAUAUUUGCCUAAUCUUAUUAAAGCAGUUGCCUAAGCAUAUGAACUAGGCUUAUAAUACCCAGAAGAAUUUAUUGAAACACCUGGGACUUGGUUAACGUUUGAUUUUGACAAUCAUCCUGGAAUGGUUAUUUUGAAUAUAAUUAUUUUUAGGAAAUUGGUAUCAUGACUUAUACACAUGGUUUAACGAUUGAAUUAACAUUAUAAUAAUAUAAAGAGUAUAUUGCUGAAGCAAAAUUUGAAGAACAUUUGUAUUUUAAAUAAAUUUUAGAAUUAUAUUAAUAAGCUUUGCAAUAUAGUAAAACAAUAAGAGAAUUAAGUGAUAAAUUUAGAGUCAAGAAAGAAAUAUCAGUUGAAGAAUUUUUUGAGUAAUUACCAAUUUACAAUAUAAAAAAAAUAGAAGAUUAAAUUAAUUAAAUUCUAGAUUAAAUUUUGAAUUAAAAUGAUAACUCAAAAGCUUAUUUUAUAGCAUUAAAAUUGAAAAAAUUAUAUAAAAUUUUUCGCUUAACAGGAGUUUUGGGAUAAAUUAGAUUAGCUGGUGAAGAUUUAACAGAUGUAAUGAAUAAUUAUAUGUCUAUAGAUAAAUAAAAUUAAGCCAAUGAUCAAAAAUAUUUUUAAAGAAAUAUCUCUUCUUAAUGCUAAUGGUUAAGCAGCUGAUAUGAUAAUAAUUGCCAACUUUUAAACAUAAUCUUAAUUCGAUUUAGUUAAUGAGCUAAUAAAUCAAUAUAAGGUUUAAAAUAUGGAAAUUGUACCUUUAUUAGAAUCAUUUUCAUCAACAAAUAAUACUGAUUCAAGAAUAACCAUGAUAGCCAGUAGUGAUACCAGAUAAAGAGAUGGUUUGAUUUUGACGGAGCUUAGAAAUAUGAGAGAAUACAAAAGAAAUCCAGAAAAAUUUAUUUAUAUGGGUUAAGGUAUUACUCCUGAAAGAGGAGGAGGACCCUAUGAAUUAAUUCAUACAAAAUAUUAAGCUCUAACAAGAGCAUAGCGAAAACUUCAUAUAAGAACUAUUCAAGGUCAUUAUUUUACAUCAGAAUUUGUAAGUGAAGAUGUAGCCUUUACUUUUAUGCUUAAUGGUUUAGCUAAUAUAAAUUAUAGUGAUGAUUUUGAACCAAGUUAUUAAUAUAUGGACUUUUUAUUUGAAUUAGGUAAUUUCUUAAUUAAUUAAUUAAGACAAUUAUGUUGGUGUUCCUUAAAGAGCUAUGCAGAAAACUAAAGAAUACAAUGAUUUGUAUAUAAAGAACUAAGCAAUCAAAACUAUGGUUGAAUCAUUUAAUUUUGGAGGAAGUAGAGAAAUAGCAAAACCAUUUGAAAAUCUAAAGAAUUAGAGAGCUAUAGUUUAAGCAUAUUGCAAUAGUGAUCGAUGUUCUUUUACUCAUCCUGAAUUAGCAUAUUGGGAUAGAGUACCAGAGGAAUUAAUAAAUAAAAUAGCAACAUAUUACUAUAAUAAUCAUCCUCAUAUGAAGUAUCUACUUUUUAUGUAUGCUCUUAUGGUUAGAAGAUGUGAUUUAGAUUUUGCAAAACAAGAAGUUGGUUUAGAUUCUUCUAAUUCAUGUUUUUUAGCUAUGUAAAAAGGAAAAGCAGCUUUGAUUACUAUUUUAGAUUAGUUAGGAUUAGGUAACAGUAGUACCCCAAUGAAUGCAAUAUGGAAGUAGCAUUUAGGUUGCUCAUUAUAGUCAAUGAAAACUGAAACAAACUAAAAAUUCAAAACCUUUAUGACUUUAAACAAAUUGUAGUUGUAUCAGGCUAAAAAGAUAGUCAAACAUGGAAUUUUAGAAACAGAUGGAUAGGCUAACUAACGAAAAUUACGACUUUUGUAAGCUACCCUAGCUAAUUUAACUUCCUUUACUGGAAAAGGAUGA